This is a messenger RNA of Thamnophis sirtalis, 2863 nucleotides long. RefSeq names its product RIO kinase 2 (gene RIOK2). The record is from RefSeq and is a predicted model, not a curated record. Gene Ontology annotation, cellular component: cytosol; nucleus; preribosome, small subunit precursor. Gene Ontology annotation, molecular function: protein serine/threonine kinase activity; ATP binding. Gene Ontology annotation, biological process: protein phosphorylation; maturation of SSU-rRNA. NCBI's taxonomy places the organism in Eukaryota, Metazoa, Chordata, Lepidosauria, Squamata, Natricidae.
CAUUAGACGGACAGGAAGAGGAGCGCGCAUGUGUAUCCCAAAUAAAAGAAACGAGCUUGGGCGAGAUUGAGGCGUUGUUUCUCUUUGGCCUGCCGGCGAGUAUCCGGACGACGCCAUGGGGAAAUUGAACGUAGUUUUACUCCGAUACCUUUCUCGGGAUCAUUUUAGGGUCCUCAUUGCGGUAGAAAUGGGCAUGAAGAAUCAUGAAAUAGUCCCUCCCAGUUUGAUUGCCUCCAUUGCCAGUCUUAAACACGGGGGUUGUAAUAAAAUUCUGAAAGAAUUAACAAAACACAGACUUAUAGCUUAUGAACGAACUAAAACUGUCCAAGGUUAUCGAUUGACUAAUGGAGGGUAUGAUUACCUUGCCUUGAAAACACUGACUUCCCGAGACGUGAUCUGUUCUGUUGGAAACCAAAUGGGUGUUGGAAAAGAAUCAGAUAUUUACAUUGUUGCAAAUGAAAAAGAAGAGCAACUUGCAUUAAAACUGCAUAGGCUUGGGAGGACCUCCUUUCGGAACUUGAAAAACAAGCGUGAUUACCACAAACACAGACACAAGAUGUCAUGGCUCUACCUUUCGCGUCUGGCUGCAAUGAAAGAAUUUGCCUAUAUGAAGGCUUUGUAUGACCGGCAGUUUCCUGUUCCAAAACCAUAUGACUACAACAGACAUGCAGUAGUAAUGGAACUUGUCAAUGGCUACCCACUAUGUCAAGUGCGUCAUCUUGAAGACCCUGCCUCCCUAUAUAAUGAGUUAAUGGAAUUAAUUGUAAAACUUGCCAACCAUGGCUUGAUCCAUGGUGACUUUAAUGAAUUCAAUCUCAUAUUAGAUAAUAAAGACCAGGUUACAAUGAUUGAUUUCCCACAGAUGGUAUCAACUUCUCACCCAAAUGCUGAAUGGUAUUUUGACAGAGAUGUGAAAUGUAUCCGUGAUUUCUUCAUGAAACGUUUCAGCUAUGAAAGUGAACUAUAUCCAACUUUCAAGGAUGUUAGGAAAGAGUGUUCUCUUGAUGUUGAAAUUUCAGCCAGUGGCUACACCAAAGAAAUGCAAGAAGAUGAUGAAUUACUUUACUUGGAUUGCCCUGAACAUGAGACUCUUAAAACUGAGACAUUUUCUGAUGGACAAGAUCCAGAAGGAGCGAUUGCUUCAUGUAACAGCGAAGAUCAAAUGUCUGAUGGGAACUUCAUACAUGAGGUUAAAAAAGCUUCAGAAGGUUUGCUGCAGAGCCCUGACGAAGAUAGUACAGAUGAAGAUGAAGACAGUUUAGAUUUGCAGGGAUUAAGCUGUGCCUUACAGCAGAUUGAAGGGCAGGUGAUGAUAACUGAAGAGAAGGCUGAUCCUGAAAGCUCUGUCAUUGAUUUUCCUGGUGAUAAGAAGAACAUGGAAAAAUGUACCCAGUUGGAAGACGAAGUGGUUCAUGAAGAUACUGCUGACAAAGAAUAUGAAGAUGAAUGCUCUGGUCUGGUUGAUUUGUCUACAUUCAACAGGGAAUUUAGACCUUUCAGGGAUGAAGAUAGCCUGUUUCAUGUCAAUCAGCACAGGACAAGAACCACUAGUAUGGCUUCAGUAUGGAGCACUACAAGCCAGUCAACAAUUCCUCCUGAAGUGGUAAAACAGAAAGUAAAACGCCAACUAAAUAAACAACAAAAAGCUGCUUUCAGACGACGACUGCAGAAAGGAGAAGCUAAUGUUUACACCAAACAACGGCGGGAAAACAUGUACAAUAUCAAAUCAAGUUUGGAUUCAUCCAGCUUCUGGGAAUGACAUCCUAAGGAGAAAUUUAUCUUUUUUUCUGCCAAAUCAAACGAAUCUUUUAUUUUGAAGAAAUACUUGCAGAGAGGAAACACAAAAAUAAUCACAUCUUCACAGCCUGACACAGGUUUAUGUAAUGUGCUUCAUGACUGUCUUACACAAGUGAGGCAAAUGGCAACUGUCCUUUGUGUAAGACAUCACAACGCAAAUAGUGUCAAUUGCUGUGUAAAUUUGGUCCUUCGCUUAGAAAGUCCAUUGCAUAAGUUUUAAUUGAAGUGAUAUAUUCCAUUCUUGUAUCCUGAGUGGGGUUUUUAGAAACUCCUAAAGUAAUAGGCUAUAUGAGGGUAGGGGGAUAGGACUGAUUUUGAACAAUAGGGUAAAUUAUGGCAGACCUUUCAAGACAGUCCAUAACUUGGUUAAAAGAAAUUGCUACUUAAUUUGACUGUGUUUGAAUUGCCUCGAGGUCUAUGCAAUAGUUGAUAUAAAAUUUUCAAUGAUGCUUGGAUCUUUGAGUUGUACAAAUUUAACACUUGCACUAAAUCUAAAGUUCUUUUUUUACAAAUCCCAAAGGUUAACAAUAUAAAUCCCAUCUGUGUCAGGUAAUGAAAAUGAUAUUGCACAGAGCCUGCGAGAACAUUUCAAAAAGGCAAUGAGGUUCUGCUAAUAUUUUUUCAUAUAUUUAUUCAACAUUUUACUAAAUGGCCUACUGCCAAGGGUCCUGAGCUUAUUUAGAUAAAAUGUUGUGCCUUUACAAUAUAAAAAAAUAAUUGGCAUGUUUGAUUUGAUCUAACAUUAUUUAAGAAAAACAGCAUAGAAAUUUGGAUGCAACCCAAGGAUUUUGAUUUUUUUUAAAAAAUGUUUUCAAAAAAAUUAGAGGAGAACAGAGUUAACAAAAAAUAAAUUAGUACCUGAUGACUUAAGAGAUAAAAAGCUCAGUGGAAUAAGUACUUUAAUCACUUAAAAAGUUACAUGUGUAUCAGAAAGUACUAUUUUAUUAAACAGUAAUUGUUAUUUUUGUGUUAUGAACACUUCUUGCCCUUUAUGAACUUUGUACGAAGAGUGUUUCUGUUAUUUCAAAAAAAGUAAAUUAAAAUUAUCUGGUAUUUUGAAAAACAA